Messenger RNA from Diprion similis, 1084 nucleotides. Its product is annotated as aquaporin AQPAn.G-like. Gene Ontology annotation, molecular function: water channel activity. Gene Ontology annotation, cellular component: plasma membrane. Gene Ontology annotation, biological process: transmembrane transport. The coding region runs from base 251 to 1045 and encodes 264 amino acids. Lineage: Eukaryota; Metazoa; Arthropoda; Insecta; Hymenoptera; Diprionidae. The transcript is spliced from 8 exons. The record is from RefSeq and is a predicted model, not a curated record.
CCAGCUCGAGUGCUCCGUUGACGAUUGAGGCAAAAGCCCCGGCGCGUAAAGAUUUGUAUCUUGAUUCAGAAAUAAAUUUUUAUCGGUGCAAUUCAAUUCUUUGAAUAAGAUUUUUCUGAUAAUUUAAAAUAAGAAGAGCUUUGAUUUGCGAUCGAAAAUCUAUCUUUGAAAAAAUGUCCAACUACACUUAAUAUUUACAUAUAAUAUACAAUACCGAUUUUCUACUUUACGACCGAGACAAUCAGUGAAGAUGUUUCGUAACGACAGAGAUAUGUCGGAGGUGAAGUAUAGCAUCGCACACGCACAAGCCACAAAAUGGAAACUGGAACAAGGAACGUUCGUCAAAGCGUUUGGCGAGCUACUCGGCACGGGUUUUCUGCUCUUCAUCGGAUGCCUCACGGAUGUCGGUAGCAUGACCGUAAAUCCGCGACCGGAGCAUCUCACUGCGUUCAAUAUGGGUCUUGUAGUGAACACUAUCAUCAUGAUGCUGGGUCACAUAAGUGGCGCAUAUAUAAACCCCGCGAUGACCAUUGGCGCCAUGAUAUGCGGCUACAGAAGCGUACCGACUGGCAUGAUCCUCAUCAUCGGUGAGAUAGUCGGUGCGGUCUUGGGAUAUGGACUCCUAGUGGCAGUGACACCCCUGACCCUGAGGAAUACGGGGUAUUCCGUGUCCGGCGGAGUGUGUCUCACCUUGGUUUACCCGGAGCUUUCUUCCUUCCAGGGGCUGAUAGUGGAAAUAGUCUCGACUAUCGCAUUAAUGAUGGUAAACUGCGCGGCUUGGGACUCGAGGAACACUCAUAAUUCAGACUCCACUUCACUGAGGAUCGGGUUCGCGGUGACCGCCCUCUCGGUUGCCGGCGUUCCGUACACGGGUUGCAGUAUGAACCCAGCGAGGAGCUUCGCCCCCGCUCUUUGGAACAACAAUUGGACCAGUCACUGGGUAUACUGGAUCGGCCCUGUGAUUGGUGCCGUUAUCGGCAGCUUGACCUACACCAUCAUCUUCAAAGACAGAACGUCAAAGUCUUCAGAAGACACGAGGGACUGAGGGCCUUCAGGGCUGACCAUCGGAAGAGCGAUCGUGUAG